Molecule: messenger RNA, 780 nt
Organism: Pseudogymnoascus destructans
Lineage: Eukaryota; Fungi; Ascomycota; Leotiomycetes; Thelebolales; Thelebolaceae
Product: Cell wall alpha-1,3-glucan synthase ags1
Exons: 1
Coding region: 1-780 (259 amino acids)
Biological process (GO): fungal-type cell wall (1->3)-alpha-glucan biosynthetic process
Cellular component (GO): fungal-type cell wall
Molecular function (GO): alpha-1,3-glucan synthase activity
Source: RefSeq, a predicted model, not a curated record
AUGUUACAACUUGAGUUCUUCGCAAUAUUCUCAUUUUGGGGUGUCAAUGCCCAGAAAGGAUGUGAAGACGAUGAGGUUUCAUUGGACCAUCGAGAUCCCUCGCACCCGAUCCGCAACAUCAUCAAAGGAAUGCACCAAAUGCGGCUUAAUUAUCCGGCUCUUAACGAUGGCCUAUUGCUCCAGGCUCUUUCAAACCAGACCCAGCAAAUUCCAAUUGGCGAGGAAACAAGAGAAGUUGGUAUUUGGAGCGCCCUCCGAAGCGGACUUCCGAAAAUCCAGGACCUUAGUACCGCUGGCGGACAGGGCGAACAAAAAGUCUGGCUUUUGUACCACAAUGACAAUGUGACUGUCAAUUACGCAUUCAACUGCCUUGUCGACCAACUUGCAUUGGUGACCCCUUUCGCGCCAGGAACGGUUCUCAGGAAUUUAUUCUACCCAUACGAUGAGGUUACCCUUCUGAGUGGGAAAGUGGUGCCUAGAUUUGGUUCUUUGGAUUUUACCGCAGCAGUGGAAGCUCGAGCUGAACCUGUCGAUGCUGUUGGAACCGCCGCCGAAACCGUGGCCCAAACUGCGGCUCAAACCGCGGCAGAGACUGUGGCCGAAACUGCGACCGAGGACACAGCCACCGAUCUUCCAACUGCCAAAAAAGCUAGCACUGCUGAAGACAAAUCUUCUACUGAAACUGGCACUGGUAAGAAGGCUUUUGUGUCCCGAACCUUGGACUUCGAUAAACUUGAUUUCUUUCUCGAUAAAAACCUUGCCAAUGGUCCUCUGGAAUAA